AUGGAAAAUAGUCCGCCUCCGAGGACCCUCGAUGAGGUGUCAGACGCGGAUUCUGACCUUGAGGAGCUUCAAGGUGAUAUCGCAAAGUUUGAUGAAUCCGUCAGAGAAUUCCUCGCGUCACAUAGAGGAACAGUAGAUGUUCCCAGACUAUCGCGUGGUACAUCCAGGGGCAGAGCGCCGCGAGGUCCGCGUAAAGCAGCGAAGCCAAGAGGCGACAUCACGGCCAGGCUCUCUAAGGUUAAUCAGGCUUUUUUAAGUGGUGACUAUGAACAAGCCAUGGACCUUGCUUUCGAGGUCAUCAGGAUCAACGCGGAAACACAUCAAGCUUGGACGGCUCUCUCUUCGAUUUUUAGAGAGCGCGGUGAAAUGGACAGAGCUUUAUCAGCAAUGGUAUACGCAGCUCAUCUUCGGCCAAAGGAUGUAUCUGAGUGGCUCAGAUGCGCCUCAUUUGCAUUGGAUUCCAUUACUGGUGAAGAUGAUGAGCCCGGAAACCUGCACACCGCUCGACUCUGCUAUUCAGCAGCUCUCAGAGCAGAUCCUACAAAUUUUGAAGCUCGUCUCAACAAAGCUGAUGUAUGUCAUAGACAAGGCCACCUCUCUGCUGCCAUCACGGAGUAUAAUACUGUUCUCAAACGACGUCCAUACGAUCUUAAUACCAUACGGAAACUUGCUGAGGCAUGCAUCGACUCGAAAAACGCAGCAACUUUGGUGCCUUCCGCCAUAAAUGCGUAUCGACAUUAUUUUGACCAUGCAAUGAGCGAAAUGCAGCUUGAAGCUCAAGAUAUGCUCUGGCACGAUGUUGGAAUCUAUGUGGGACUCCUUGCCCAGGUGGAACGAGUUCAAGAAGCGAUUUCAGAGCUGAAACGACUUUCAAGAUGGCUUCUUGGACGCUCUGCCGAAACGUUUUGGGACAACUGGCGAGACGACGACAGAGAAUGGGACAUAUUGGACAACCGGCGUGCAUCUGUUCCAGAAUUCUCUCAUCUUGGCAACAACUCGACACAAUUUGGUCAGUCCCUGCCCUUGGACCUCCGCGUCCGACUGGCGACAUAUCGACUUAGGAACGGUGAUCAUUCAGAGGCCAUGAAACACUUGGAUCACUUGGACCCAGCCGAUCCAUCCACCAAAGCUUUUGCUGGCGACUUUACGUUCUUGAUAUACGACCUGGGUGUGGAACUGGGCAAAAAUGGCCAAGCAUCAAGGGCAAUCCGGUACUUUGAACUGUUGCGCUCUAUGUCUGGGGACCCUGACGCUGCGGUCUUAUUGCAGCUAGGCCGAUGCUACCUGGGUACUGGAGAGUCUGCAAUGGCUGAGGAGUACUUAUUGGCCGCGCUAGAUGCGGAGGAAGACAAUAUAGAUGCUCGCAUUGAACUUGCAAAUAUGUACGAGAAAGCUCGAGAGGAUGAGGAAGCUUUGAUAUUGGCGGCUGAAGCUUUGGCUCUUCGUGGAGUCCAAGACCAGGAUCAUCCCAUCGAGGAUGCUGGCAUAGCCAAGGUCCGAAUCCGACCCUCCCGCAGCCGUAGGCAACGAGCCUCACAAGGACGAUUUCAAGGGGGUGGUAACGCAGACAGAUCAAAUUUGAUGGGUAAUGGAACCAGGCGGCCAGCCAUUCCUAGAAGACAUCGGUCAAAAAAGCUUGCUGGCCCUGACAGACGUCAACAGGACGAACAAAUACGUGCUCUCAAACUUUCUCAACAGUAUGCUAUUGUGCGGGAUCUAAAACAACGCAUUUCAGAAGGCCAUAAGGAGUUAAUACCUGCUUGGAUGGCAUCUUCCAAGGAACUAGUCGAUGACUUCAGGUCUCUGAAGCGAUUCUACAGUUGGGACAACUAUUUGCGCUUUCUCGGGUCGAAAGUCUUAUUGCAUAAGUCAAGCGCAAACCAGCCAGAGACCGAACUCUCCCAAAUGUACCAAAGAUUGACGCGUUGUAAGUGA
Molecule: messenger RNA, 1935 nt
Organism: Metarhizium acridum CQMa 102
Lineage: Eukaryota; Fungi; Ascomycota; Sordariomycetes; Hypocreales; Clavicipitaceae
Product: transcription factor TFIIIC subunit tfc4, variant 2
Biological process (GO): transcription by RNA polymerase III
Cellular component (GO): transcription factor TFIIIC complex
Molecular function (GO): protein binding
Source: RefSeq, a predicted model, not a curated record